Dermatophagoides pteronyssinus (European house dust mite) is the source of this 591-nucleotide messenger RNA. It is a transcript of the gene Trs20, whose product is annotated as trafficking protein particle complex subunit 2. The record is from RefSeq and is a predicted model, not a curated record. Lineage: Eukaryota; Metazoa; Arthropoda; Arachnida; Sarcoptiformes; Pyroglyphidae. Gene Ontology annotation, biological process: endoplasmic reticulum to Golgi vesicle-mediated transport.
GUCCUUUUAAAAUUUGAAUUUUGUCUUUUAAUUUCGAUGUUUUCUUAUUGUUUUUUCCUGUAGCUUCACAUUGAUUAUUAACAACAUUUUAGCCGAAUUCUCUUUUUGUUUUUUUUGUUGUUGUUGCACAAGUCGACAAUGAGUGUUACUGGUUUUAGCUAUUAUUUUGUCAUCGUUGGUCGAUCGGAUAAUCCAUUAUUUGAAUUGGAAUAUUCUACAAAAGGAGCUGAUCCUAAUCUAGAUCAUCGUUAUCUAACACAAUUUGUUGCUCAUGCUGCAUUGGAUCUAGUUGAAGAACAUUCAUGGACAACGCCGAACAUGUAUCUAAAAUGUGUAGAUAAAUUUAAUGAAUGGUUUGUUACAGCAUUUGUUGGUGGAAAUUCAAGAAUUAAAUUCCUAUUAUUACAUAAUGCACCACGUAUUGAUGAAAAUAAUAUUAAGAAUUUUUUUCUUGAAAUGUAUGAAUUAUAUACAAAAUUUGCAUUGAAUCCAUUAUAUGUUCAUCAUACACCAAUACAAUCGAAAGCAUUCGAAAAGAAAUCCAAUAAUAUAGCGAAAAAAUAUCUACCUUAAAAUUUUGUUUUCAUUUUU